Ceratotherium simum simum (southern white rhinoceros) is the source of this 1505-nucleotide messenger RNA. Lineage: Eukaryota; Metazoa; Chordata; Mammalia; Perissodactyla; Rhinocerotidae. The record is from RefSeq and is a predicted model, not a curated record.
GGACUCCAGGGGCGGGGCUGCUCAGCGGCUGACCAGCCUCCAUCAGCUGCGCUCUCCCUUGUGCCGGCCGUUGGCUCGCUAUGCCUCCGCCGCGGGGUGACGUGACCGCCUUGUUCCUGGGGCCGCCGGGCUCGGGAAAGUCUGCGCUGAUCGCAGCGCUGUGCGACAAAGCUGUGGAGAUGGUAGAAAUCCCCGACGGACGGCCGGACUCCGGGAUCCCCAGCCUGCGAGCUGCGGGCCCAGGCCUCUUCCUGGGCGAGCUGAGCUGCCCACCCGCAGCGCCGGGACCCUGGGCGGCCGAGGCCAACGUGCUAGUACUGGUGCUGCCAGGCCCCGAGGGGAACGGGGAGCCCUUGGCCCCCGCACUGGCGGAGGCAGCGCGGGCCGCCCUGGCCCGAGGGACCCCGCUGCUGGCUGUGCGGAACCUCCGUCCUGGGGAUUCACAGAAUGAAGGCCAGGCCCGGGAUCAGACAGCGGCCCUGCUGGACAGCGCGGGGUUGGGGGCCGCGGCUCUCUUCGUGCUGCCGGCGGACUGCGGCAGCAGAGACGGCUGCGAGGAGCUGGAGCGCCUGCGCGCGGCGCUGCGGAGCCAGGCGGAGGCGCUGCAGAGGUUCCUGCCACCGGCUCAGGAUGGCUUCGAGGUACUGGGCGCAGCAGAGCUGGAGGCUGUGCGUGAGGCCUUCGAGACCGGUGGCCUGGAGGCGGUGCUGUCGUGGGUUCGCGCGGGCCUGGAGCGGCUGGGCAGCGCACGGCUGGACCUGGCCGUGGCCGGCACGGCUGACGUGGGCCUCGUGCUGAACAUGCUACUCGGGUUGGAUGCUGGUGACCCAGGUGCGGUGCCUGCUUCGGCGCCCGCGGGGACCACGCCUUACCCGGCCCCAGAGCGCCCCAAUGUGGUGUUCUGGACCGUGCCUCUGGGCUCCGCGGGCACUGCGGCCGCCCCCCACCCAACCCACUACGACGCCCUCAUCCUUGUCACCCCUGAGGCCCCCACUGAGAAAGACUGGGCUCAGGUCCGGCCCUUGGUGCUACCAGAUGCGCCGCUAGUCUGCGUGCGAACAGAUGGUAAGGGCGAAGAUCCAGAGUCUCUGGAAGAGGAAGAAAAAGUAGAGAAGCCCAGCUGCGAGAGCUUAGAGAACGCAGGCGGAGAGGGGUUGGAGAAUGCAACUAGUGAGGGAAGGGAGAAACAUGGCACUGGAUCGCAGAAAGCAGGCCAUGGGGAAGGUUUAGAGAAAGGAGGCCAUGAGAGUUUGCAGCAGGUUGGCGUCGUCGCGAAGAAAUCGGGCAGCGGGGACUCAGAGCGGGCGGCCUCAUUGAGCCCGGAAGACGAGACGUGGGAGGUGCUCGAGGAAGCGCCGCCGCCCGUGUUCCCCCUGCGGCCGGGCGGACUCCCCGGGCUCUGCGAGUGGCUGCGGCGCGCGCUCCCCCCGGCGCAGGCGGGGGCGCUCGACGAGAUGCUGGCCGAUGCCGAGGCGGUGCUGGCACCCCACGCGCCCGCGCAGUGA